Molecule: messenger RNA, 957 nt
Organism: Culicoides brevitarsis
Lineage: Eukaryota; Metazoa; Arthropoda; Insecta; Diptera; Ceratopogonidae
Product: inactive serine protease scarface-like
Exons: 3
Coding region: 1-957 (318 amino acids)
Biological process (GO): proteolysis
Molecular function (GO): serine-type endopeptidase activity
Source: RefSeq, a predicted model, not a curated record
AUGAAGUUUCUUUUAGUUUUAUAUCUGGCUCAUGCCAUUAGUGGACAGGAUACCAGCUGUUAUGACAAUGAAGUGUGCGUCGAUCCGUAUUAUUGUCAAUCUGGUACUAUCGAUGGAAAUACUCUGGAAAGAAAUUAUUUAUAUAGCUGUGCUGAGAGUGGAGUUUGCUGCCAACUCAGGGCGUGGGAUCCUCGUUCCGCUGGGAAUUGUGCCGUUCGUAACUUGAAUACGUCUCCGAAAGGUCCAUCGCCAAUUAAUGCUAAUUUCGCGGAAUUUCCAUGGCAAGCGAUGAUCUUGAAGGAAUCCACAAAGUCGUUACUUUGCGGUGGCGUGAUUAUUCACAAGAAUUUCGUUUUGACGACAGGAGAUUGUGUGCAAGGACAAAAGUCUAUUGAUAUACUUACAAAGGGAGGUGAAUGGAAGUUAGGAAGCGAUGAAGAGGGUAUCGACUUUGAGUUGGUUCGUUUGACGAAAAUUUCGUUCCAUCCGUAUUAUAGUGUGGGAGAGCCGGCGUAUAAUUUGGCUUUGUUACAUUUGGAACGCGAUUACAAGUUUAAUUUACACAUCCAGCCUCUUUGUUUGGAAGAAGGACCUUUUGCUAAGCCAGGAGAUUCUUGUGUGACUACUGGCUGGGGAAAGAAAGCUCUGGAAGUUCAUAAGAAAAACGCCAUUGAACAUUUCACGCAACUUAAUAUUGAAGACGCCCGCACAUGUCAGCAAUACGUCCCACAUUUCAAUGGCGAUUUCUCCAUUUGCGCUACUACCAACGUGGAUGCCUGUUUGUUGGACUUUGGCAGCGCCUUGGCAUGCCAAGAUCGUUCGGAUCCGCAAAAGUACGUUCUCAAAGGAAUUUAUUCGCAACACACGGGUUGUACAAGCCAGUAUCCCACGCUGAUAUUCACAAAGCUCGACAGACAAUGGAUCCAGCAAACAAUUAAUCGUCCCAAUCGUGGUUAA